GAAACAUGUCUGAUGAAGAUAUAAUCACUACUUUAGCCUACACCAAGAGCCCAAAGUUCUCCAAAAGAACCACUUUUCAGGAAGAGCUACAAGAAGCGCUUCUUGCUCGUGCAGUAAAGCAGCAGACUGAAGAAUAUUCAGAAGACUUUGAAAGUGAUGAAGACAUAGAAGAGGAAUUUCCUGAAUCUGUGGAAAACACCCCUCCUAAAUCAGCAGUCUUUACAGUAUCCAAGUUUAAUCUUUGUAACAGGAACACUUUCAAAAGUGAAAGUGCAGAUGACUUGUCUUCAUCAGAGGAAGAUGAGGGAUCUCAAUAUGCGUCCAUUCUGGAGAGAGAGGUUUUGAGCGAGGAGAGUCAAGCUAUCCCCUUUUCACUAACUGAACAUUCUGGAUCAUGUGAAAGGAGUGCUGCAAAACAAUCCAUUCCAUUUGAAAUAUCUUUGUCAGAUCACUAUUCUUCUGAAAAAGAAACUGCUGAUAACUCGGCUUUGACAAACUAUGAAGAAAUACACCAAGAAACAACCACAUCAGAAAAUAAACAUCUGAUCAAAGACACCCAAGAUGAUACAGCUAUGGAAGAAAGGUCUAAUUGUGAGGAAGAGUACAAUCGUAUAGAGGAGGCAACUAGGCUUGAGGGAAAGAAUAGGAUUCAGUGUAAAAUGGAAAGCAGGCCAGUGCCAAAGCCAAGGGAAUUCAAGACUAAGGCUGCAUCAGCAUCCGCUGAAAAUGUAAGUAUUCCUGCAUUAUAUGAUUUUUCAAAGCCAUCUCCUCAACCUAGAAGUAUUUUGAGAAAAAGUAGCCAUGUGGAAGACUAUGAAGGAACCAAGGCAGAGGAUAGAAUAUCUUAUCACCAUCGACUGUUUUCAUUAUCUGCACCAUCUUCUGAAACAAGGUUAAAUGAUCAAGUGAUGAAAUCUGAAAAAAGAGCACUUUCUGAAAGUCCUGGUGCUGAGGGCCCCUUGAUUGCAAACUCCUCAUCCUCAUUCCCUAUCCAUUUUUCAUCAGCAAAUGAGAAAACUGGAGAUUCUAAUUUGGCAAUAUCUGGAGGUGAAUCCUCUUCAAAAGAUAAUAAACAUAAAGGAAUUGACAACUGCCAUGAUCUCAGAUUGCUGGAGAAUGACAGAAAAUCUCCUUCGGUCAUAGAAUUAAUGAUGACCACAGUUUAUGAGAAUUCUAAGAAGCAAUACAAGUCAACUGAAGACUAUCUAGAACGAAAGGUGCAGAUGUUAAAAUCCAAUGUCACUGAAGAUGAGUCUAUUGAGACACCAAAAGAUGAUAAAUCAGGAAAGGAAGUAGCACUAAGUACUUCAAAAUCCAUAAUGGAUAAUUCAAAGGGUUCUGUAAAGGAAGAACAUGAAGAAGUAGAGGCAGCUCCACAAAAAGCUAAAACCAGAUCUUUAAGUGCUACGUAUUUGAAGAAAACUGGGAAAUCCUCUCCUGUCCCAACAAGUACAUCUGCUCAAUAUUUAGGGACAUUAAAGAUCUUGGACAACAAGCAUCUACAGAAAUACAGUGCUGAGCUAGAUAAAGCAGAUAGUUUACGAGCAGCUGUUUACCAGGACUGGUUGGAAAAGAAGAGAAUCUUCCUUUUGGAAUUGCAAAGAAUAAAAAGAAACAAAGCUGAGAACUUGCGGGAGAAAAAUGAAAAGAAAGAAGCUGCUAAAAAAGAAGAAGCGCUUGCAUCCUUUGAAGCUUGGAAGGUUAUGAAAGAAAAAGAGGCAAAAAAAUUGGCUGAGAAAAAAAAAUUGGAAGCAGCAAAGAAAAAGGAAGAAGCAGAACUAAAUGAGAAGAAAAAGGAAGAGGCACAAAAGGCAGCUUUUGAGAAAUGGAAAGAAAAGAAAGCUGAAUAUUUAAAACAGCAAAUACAAAGGGAGAAAAGAGUUGAAAGAUUAAAAAAGAAGAAAGAAUGGGAGGUUGUUGCAGAGAAAAGAAAAGACAGCAGGUCUGCAGUUGAAAAAUGGAAUGAGAAAAAAGAAGAAUUCAUGAAGCAAAAGAAAAAAGAAAAAAUCCAAGAAAGAAAAAAAGAAGUAGAACAACAGGUUGAGAAAGAAGAACAAGAUAAAAGAGCAUUAGACGAAUAUAAAAAAUGGCUGGAACAACCGCUCCUACAACACCAUGUCAGAACUGCCCAGAACCAGCGUAGCAUAGCAGCAGCUGCACAAAAGAAAGAGAUGGACGAAAGUAUACAGAAAAAACAGAAGAAACUUCAGGUUAUUCUUGAGGAUGAAACUCCACCUCCGUGGAGUCCACCUGGCAAAGCUGUGUCCUCAAGAAGCUAUUGAGAUGCCCAGUGCCAUGAGGGAAGUUGAACUUUUUGCCAUCACUUAAUCAUCAUUGCACAACACCUGAUUUUAACAUGAAUUGAAAUUGGCUCUUGCAUAUUUUCUAUGUGAAUGGUGAUUUGGAUCGUCAGUACACAUAUACCAUAUGUUAUAAACGCAUGCUUCUCUGCACACAAGGAGAUGAAUUGACAGAAUUGUUUGUGUGAAUAGACCCUCAGCUGCCAACUAUGGCAAAUUUUAUCAACAGUAUUAAGUGGCUGUGUAAGCCAGUUAGACUCAUUUAAUAUCAACUUAUUUCUACAUAAAUGGUUGAAUGUUAAAAAUAAAUAUAUUUAGGUAGCCAACAUAAGGCUGCUUUGAUGAAAAUUAAUGGUGGACACAUGAGACCCUCCUUAAGGUUUUUUUUUUUUUAACAAUUAGAGCUUUUUCCAACCACAAUUGCCAAAAAAUGAUGCAACGGCUUCCUGUAGUGUAAUCAAGGCUGUCCAAUGCUUUGGAUUUUAUUUAAGGGUGAUUCUGAGAAAAAUCUGGUUU
Messenger RNA from Candoia aspera, 2816 nucleotides. It is a transcript of the gene MAP9, whose product is annotated as microtubule associated protein 9. Gene Ontology annotation, cellular component: astral microtubule. The record is from RefSeq and is a predicted model, not a curated record. The transcript is spliced from 14 exons. Gene Ontology annotation, molecular function: microtubule binding. Lineage: Eukaryota; Metazoa; Chordata; Lepidosauria; Squamata; Candoiidae. The coding region runs from base 6 to 2282 and encodes 758 amino acids. Gene Ontology annotation, biological process: mitotic cytokinesis; mitotic spindle assembly; regulation of mitotic cytokinesis.